Messenger RNA from Vanrija pseudolonga, 1328 nucleotides. RefSeq names its product Abscission/NoCut checkpoint regulator (gene Zfyve19). The transcript has 2 exons. The record is from RefSeq and is a predicted model, not a curated record. Bases 75 to 1127 code for a protein of 350 amino acids. Lineage: Eukaryota; Fungi; Basidiomycota; Tremellomycetes; Trichosporonales; Trichosporonaceae.
ACACGACGAUUGCAUUAACCGGUAACCAGCAUUCUCUUGCCUCUGCCAAUCUGCCCUCCUCCCCCUCCGCUUCCAUGCCCAACGACGACGACUUGUGGGCGCGCCUUAGUGCCCUGAGGGGGGGCCCAGCCAAACUUCCCUUGGACCCCACCAUCUCCGCACCGACACCAGAAUCUGUAGCGGCAGCUGCACAGGCAGCAAAAGACGAAGACGAAGAGCUCGAGCGUAUAGCAAACUCGCUGCCGCCAGAGACACAGGACGAGGACGACGACGUGGCGGCCCUCUUGGCCAGUCUGGGCGCCGCGGCCGUACCUACCGGCGGCGUGGUGGCCGGUGAUGACGACACCACUGCACACCGCUCCAUUUCCGCCCUCGAACGCGAAGCCACUGCAGCCCUCCGCGAUGCCCACGCGUCGGGUUUUCUCGACGCGCCGGACCAUGCACCAUCAGCAGAGCUGCGGAAUGCCGCCGCAAACAACACCAGCAACAGCUUGGACCACGGACCCGCGGUCGAAGACUUUGAAACAGAGGACGAGAUCCUGGCGCGUGCUUUGGCCGAGGCGGCGAUCGAGGAUGAUGAAGACGAGGCUGCUCCUGCAGCGGCAGAGAGCUUGAACCGGCCGUCGGCACAUGCCCCGCGCACGGCUGGGGUAUCCGCGGGGCUCGAGGCUGGCGACGACAACAAGGACGACGACGACGCGUCGGCGGCGGCCCUGGCGUCGCUCUCGGGCCUACAGACACUGCCUACGCUGCCCGAUCUCGUCGACGAAGACGACGAGCCGCUCGACGCCGAGUCCAAGGCGCGUAUGGACGCGCUCUUGGGCCUCCGGGGCCCGAGUCUCUUCCCCGCCACGCCCACGCGCGACCCCAAGCCCAAGGACAGCAACGCGCUCGGCCCGCCGCCCCGUGCGCCGGGUCAAGGAUGGAACAUUCCGGGGUACGACGACGGUCGUGACGAGGAUCUGGAUAGCUGGUGCUCAAUCUGCAACAAGGACGCCGAACUCCGGUGCCGCGGGUGCGACGGCGACCUGUACUGCCGCGAGUGCUGGGCCGAGGGCCACGGCGCAGGCCCGGGCAAGGAGCAGGGGCACAAGGUCGAGCGGUUUACGUGGUCGCGGAAGGUGUAGAUGUGUUGUUGUGCCGACGGUGAGAUGGAGGAUGGCGACGGUGUGGAGGGGAGCGAGAGCGUCACAAGGACGACGCAUUUGACCGCCGUAGUGAGGUCGCCGGCGGCAGGUGCGAUAGAUAACGACUCGCACUCGCACCCUUCGCACGUCAGAGGAGGCGGCGUGCGGCGUCGUGAGCACAGCACCAUUGUAUCAUAUCCC